This is a messenger RNA of Botrytis fragariae, 2179 nucleotides long. Its product is annotated as putative wd domain-containing protein. Gene Ontology annotation, biological process: proteasome-mediated ubiquitin-dependent protein catabolic process. The record is from RefSeq and is a predicted model, not a curated record. NCBI's taxonomy places the organism in Eukaryota, Fungi, Ascomycota, Leotiomycetes, Helotiales, Sclerotiniaceae. Bases 1 to 2052 code for a protein of 683 amino acids. Gene Ontology annotation, molecular function: protein binding. Gene Ontology annotation, cellular component: Cul4-RING E3 ubiquitin ligase complex. The transcript is spliced from 6 exons.
AUGGCUUCCCAGAGAAGCGUAUCAGGUGCCUUCCCGUCAGAUGAUUCCACGGCCGGGAAUGGAGCGGGAGAUGAUAUAAAUCUUAUAGAAGAAAGAGACGACGAAGAAGAUGAUUAUGCCGACGAGCAGGAUGAGGAUGAUGAGAUUGAGGACGAUGACGAUGACGAAGAUGACGACGAUGACGAUGAAGUUGGUUUCGAUGUGCAGGUUGAAAUUGAGGACGAUGAAGACGAAGGUGCCACCGCAGUCGAUCAUAGUGAGACCUACACAUCCUUCACUUUGCUCCAUACCAUAUGGCUUAUACUCCGAUUCCAUUUAGCUACACGAACACGAUAUCUUCUACGGGUAUUGGCCGCCCACCCAGAUGUUCGGAACAUUAUACGCUUUACCACUGACCUCGACGAGGACGAGGACGAGCUCUCUUUGUGGCCACGGAGGCGAAGGAGAAGUACACCCGAUCCGAAUAGGUUCCCUAAAGUGCCAAGCAUUGUUGGGGAAGAACUAAUGGCGUCGGGUGAUUUUGGAUCCAAUGAUGCACAAACUCCAGGCAGAGAUGAUCACAUUAAGGGACGAAAACGUUUGGCAAGAAGAAUAUUAGACCGAGAGUUAGCAUCAGGGAACUUUGCGGCCCAGGUGAUAAAUCGGAGAACAAUGGCACAAGAAAUGUUACCAUCUUCGAAUGCCGAUACUAUAAUCAAUUAUGACGAUCCCGUUUACUCAGGUCAAUUUUCGGAUGACGGUAACUUCUUCUUUGCCGUCACCAAGGAUUUCAAAGUCCGCAUGUAUGAUACAUCAAACCCUUAUAAGUGGCGGUAUUAUAAGACUGUAAGCUACCCUUAUGGGCAAUGGACCCUUACCGAUGCUUCACUGAGCCCUGACAACAAAUAUCUCGCUUACACCUCCAUACGUAGUACGGUUUGUCUCGCUCCGACAGACCCAAAUGACAUGGGAGAUCCUUAUAAUCUGGAGCUCGGUGAUCCUGGCACUGGUAUACAAAAUCCUAGGCUCGAUCGGCGAGGGUCAUUUGGUAUUUGGUCGAUUAGAUUUUCUGGUGAUGGACGCGAGCUUGUUGCGGGAACUACAGGCGGUUCCAUUGUUGUCUAUGACAUAGAAAGUCGUCGUCCACUUCAUAGGAUUUUUGGGCAUGAUGAAGAUGUCAAUGCAGUAUGUUUUGCCGACAAAUCAUCGCCUCACAUUCUUUACUCCGGAUCAGAUGAUACAACUAUCAAGGUGUGGGAUACCAGGAGUAUGGGCGAUAGUCGAGAAGCGGGUGCAUUUAUUGGUCACAUUGAGGGAUUAACAUAUCUCGAUAGCAAAGGAGACGGUCGCUAUAUCCUCAGUAAUGGUAAGGACCAGAGCAUGAAGCUAUGGGACUUGCGUAUGGUCAUGAGUUCGGCUCAAUUUUCCAACAUCAGGGCAAAUGAACGUCGCCCCGGAACAAACUUCGAUUAUCGCUGGGGACGUUAUGAUGAGGAUGAUUGGUACCACGAUAAAAAUGACAAUUCUUUAGUCACAUUCAGAGGCCACAGAGUAAUGCGGACUCUGAUUAGAUGUCAUUUCUCUCCGCCUGGAAGUACUAAUUCAAGAUAUGUCUAUUCGGGGAGCGAAGACGGUAAAGUGUACAUAUGGAAUAUGGAUGCAACGCUUGCGGGCAAAGUCGAUGUUUUCCAGGCAACAAAGAAUACAAGGCCACCCCCACCCGGUCAAUGGCACGGGGGUUGGCAUGGAGGAUGGCGUGAUGAUAUAGAUGAAGUGAAUAGUCCGAGGUGGAAAACAGUAGUUAGAGAUGCUAGUUGGCAUCCCACUGCUCCCAUGAUCGCUGCAUCUGCGUGGAACGGUUAUGGUACUGAGCAGGGCACUGUCACCACCCAUUCUUGGAAUGAGGGUGCUGAAGACGAUGAAGCCGAGCCUAAAAUGGGAUUAAGGGUAAAUGCGAAGUUAGAACAUGAUUCUCACCUUUACCCGGCCCACUUAGGCCGCAACGAAAGAACUCGACAUCUCAACAGUCUCCUGCCGAAUGCUGAUGAUGAUGAGAACGACGAUGGCGAUUAGGGCAUAUCCAGGAGGGAAUUUGCAAUUCAUAGUGCUUGGCGACAUACUGUAAGGAGUGGUUAGGUAUCAAUGUGUUAGACUUCUUUCGGGAUUUUCCAGUGUUACAAAUCCUGCCAUUUUCGAAACU